GUCUCGGGCUCCCUCCGCUGGCGGGCGGGCGGGGAGGGGGUGUGGCCGGCCCCUCGGGCGCUCUUCCUGCCGUUCGGAGACGUCCUUGAGCGAAGGGUAAAAGCAGCCGCCCCUCCUCUUCCUUCACCUCCUCUAUUGCUGGCGCUCGCCGCGCCCCCCCUCGGGCUGUGCGUUGCUGUGCAGGAGGGGGAAGGGCGGGCGGCGGCGGGGACCAGGUCAUUAUUUAUAAUGUAGCUGCAUCUGAAGAAAUACAAAGUGGCUUUUUGUCAUGCUGACUAACAACACAGCACAUCAUUUAAUGGUACGUCAAGCAAUGAUUCCAAGAAAGCUUAAGGUGUUUCCCUAUGUUUGUGGCAACAGAAUGUUGUCGGGUUACAAACCUAAAAGCAACAUCAAGGACUCUUACAAAAUUCUUGAGCUUGAGGAAGGGUGUUCUCUUGAUGAUAUCAGAAACUCCUAUCGAAGUCUUGCCAAAAAAUACCAUCCAGACAGCAGCUCUGCCACAGCUGAUUCAGAAGCAUUUAUGAAAGUAGAAGAAGCAUAUAGAGUUGUGCUCAGUGAUGUGGCAACCAAAAAGAAAUCAAAAGAGAAUAAUGAGGAGGAGGAAGACCAGUUCAAACCAAAAGCACCACAGCAUAGACACUACUUGAGCUUUGAAGGUGUUGGUUUUGGAACACCAAGCCAAAGAGAAAAGCAAUACAUGCAGUUUCGAGUAGACCGUGCUACUGAACAAGUGUUGGAAUACCGGAAGCAGAGACUUGAAAGCCAGUAUGCUGCCACUGAUCUAAUGAAAGCCAAAGAUGUGAAGCAGAGCAAAAAGGUGAAAAUAACUCAGGCAGUUGAACGGUUGGUUGAGGACCUCAUCCAGGAAUCGAUGGCAAAAGGAGACUUUGACAACCUCAGUGGCAAAGGGAAACCUUUGCAGAAGUUUUCCGACUGUCCACAUAUUGACCCCAUGACUCACAACUUGAACAGGAUUCUGAUAGACAACGGAUACCAGCCAGAGUGGAUCCUGAUGCAGAAAGAAAUACGGGAAACUAUUGAGCGGUUAAGGAAGAGUAUUGUGGCAUCUAGAAGUAAGCUUGGAAGGCCAAUGACACCAUAUACGCAAAAGCAAUGGAAUGGUAUUUGUGAGCAAUUUAUAGAAGAUAUCAGGAAAUUAAACAAAAGAAUUGACAGCUUCAAUUUAGUUGUCCCUAUUCUGAGCAGACAAAUGGUGCACUUCAGUGCAGACAAAGAAAUUGUUCGAGCACAAGAGACUUAUGAAGCGUUGAUGGAAAACAGAGAGGCUUCUAAUUCAGACACAAAGGAAAAUGAAGAGGAAAAUGUUAAAAGGUUUGGAUGGAAGUCUUCUCUAUUUAAGUGGUUAAACCUUCCUGUGAAAUAAGAUAAUACUAAUUCAUCUGUCUUGUCAAGUUUUGAAUGCACUUUAUUGAUGAAACUUGUAGCACUAGAGAAAUUUCAGGUACACUGAAAAUCUAAAAUCCAGCUGUCCACCAUUACUCCAGUUAAAGGAAUUGGUUUGUCUUUUGCCUUCGCAAGUUCUCGAUUUGUGAAUAUUGUUAAGGAACAAAUAAAUUCAGUCAUACUCUUGCAGCUCA
Columba livia (rock pigeon) is the source of this 1601-nucleotide messenger RNA. RefSeq names its product DnaJ heat shock protein family (Hsp40) member C28 (gene DNAJC28). The record is from RefSeq and is a predicted model, not a curated record. The transcript is spliced from 2 exons. The coding region runs from base 269 to 1387 and encodes 372 amino acids. Lineage: Eukaryota; Metazoa; Chordata; Aves; Columbiformes; Columbidae.